This is a messenger RNA of Nicotiana attenuata, 2151 nucleotides long. Its product is annotated as BTB/POZ domain-containing protein At3g05675. The record is from RefSeq and is a predicted model, not a curated record. The coding region runs from base 562 to 1947 and encodes 461 amino acids. The transcript has 7 exons. Lineage: Eukaryota; Viridiplantae; Streptophyta; Magnoliopsida; Solanales; Solanaceae.
AUUUUCAAGAAUUACAUGCCUCAAAUUUUCUUUCCAAAAAGAUGAACUCCACUACUCGAUUCCCAAUUAUCUUUUCUUUAAGUUUAAAAAUGUAAAAGAGUUCCAAGAAUCAAAUGCCCGAAUUCCCCAAGUUGGUACUAUUUGCUUCGACAAUUUGAAGAGCAAGAACUCUCAAUAUACUUUACUGACGAAGGGCAGCUCAUAAUGAAUAGGAAAGAUAUCUACUGGAAGACUUUGGUAUGUGUGCCUGAGUGAAGGGAAGUAAACAAGGGAGCUUGAUAAUCUUGAAAAUGGGGUUCUUGAGGGGAAGGAGAAUGUGGGUCAUUUUGGAUAAAGGUUUAUAGCAGUGGGGCAUGCAUGCAGAAGAUCCAUAGUAUGACCAAGCAAAUCUUGGAACUUGUGGGAGAGGUGGUCCUUCAAAGGAAGGGAGCCUUGGCGCGAUGGUAAAAGUUCUCACCGUGUGACUUAGAAGGUCACAGGUUCAAGCCGUGGAAACAACCUCUUGUAGAAAUGCAAGGUCUGACAAUGCAUAGAAGCUACACCAAUUAGUGCUGUUCAUUAAUGGAGAUAGCCCCUAAUGAAUCAAAGACACCUAGCAAGAUUGGAGAUAGACCAACCAGUGAUGUUGUCGUAAGGCUUAGAACGCAGGAUGGCCGUGAUGAUUGGCUUUACUGCCAUUCACAUAUUCUUGUCGAAGAGAGCAAAUAUUUUGCUGAUCGGUUAUCAGAUAGUUGGCCAACAUGUCAGAUUCUUGACUCGCGCAAUUGUGUUGAGGUUUACUGUGAAGAACCUGAUUUGGACUACCAUGUCAAUGUCCUUCGACUCUUCUAUGUCAUUGCAGAUAGUUUAAUGACUGAAAUUUGCCAUGGUGUCAGGAAUGCCCUUGGCAUUUUGCGGGUUGCUGUAAAGUUUGGAUGCCCAAGAAUUAUUGCGGUAUGUGUGGAUUAUUUGGAAGCAGUCCCAUGGGAGGAAGCUGAAGAGGAGGAGCUAUUAAAUACUAUACCAGGCAUGGGAUCCAAAGUGGAACCAGUACUUGCUCGUCUCCAACCAGUCAAUCCUACUGCAGUAAUGAAGAUUUUUCUUGCGGCCCUUCAAUUUGCUACAUCAUCACCUCCUUCACCUUUGAAUGAUCUGAAAACCACUGCUCAAGAACAGCUUGAAUACCUGCUUACUGAGGAUGAUGAUGCUCCUUUACUGACCGCCGAUGAUGAAAUAAAGCUAGAAGUCGUACGAUGUGCCAACAGGCUGUUUGAUAGAUUUAACAACCUUGUAGAAUCUCUACUGUGUGAUCUCCAAGAAUCAAUUUCAGAUGCUGGGAAAUUGCAAUCAUUGCAUUCCUGUUUAACAGAUUUGUCAUGGGCAUGUCAGAUAUUAGGAAAGCUUGAAAUUAUGAGAGAUUUUGUUUGCAGCUGGACAGAGUUGUCAAUGAAACUAGUUAAAAUUGUUCAACAAAAAGAAGCAGAAAAUCAAAUUCUAAAAACAAAGCUGAAGGUUCUUGAGGUGACAGCAAAAGUAUUAGAGGCAGUAGGAUAUGGCAUAGUUGUGUUACCGACUGUAAAACGACUUCACAUGGUGAAACUCUGGCUUCCUUUUGUCCGAUCCAUGAAGCCUUUAGUUGAUUCUUUCGCCGAGGAAACUGAGGAUGAUCUCACAAUAAAAGUCGAUAGUGAGUUAUGGCAAUCCUUGGAGUCAGCAUUUGUUUCCAUUAUACUUGCAUUGCCAUCAGUUGAUCAGGCAGAGAUUUUAACUGAGUGGUUGGAAAAUCAGCAGAUUCGAUAUCCAGACCUCACCGAGGCAUUUGAAGUGUGGUGUUACAGGUCGAAAGUUUCCAAGCGAAGGCUGGCAGCACUUGGGGAAGAGCACAAUACAGCUAAGACAGUGGUGGUUCUCUCUCCUUCCGAUCUUCUUUGUAAGAACGUUAUCAAUUUUGUCCAUUCAUUACAAUGAGCUUCUGAAUUUGGAUAGCGUGACAUGGAUCGAGCAUUUUACAUCCGUUUCUUCCAACAAAGUUUGUUUGUUGUGAAAGUAUGUUAUUGUAUAAUUGAGAAAUUGCUCCCAAUGUUUUUGUUUAGUGGUGAGAGUACAAUAUAUGAUGUGUGGGUGUAACGAUCCGACCGAUCGUUUUGAAUACUGGCUACCUUUUCUGUGUUC